UUCAAGCUCGCCGGCGCGUGUGAGCGUACACGUGGCGACAAUCCCAGAGCUUCGGUGAUAUGCAAGGACCGGAGAAGCUCCUCUUCCGCGUUCCAGGAGAACAAGUCUGUCUCUGUGGACUAUGACCGCGGCGUCCAUGAGGUCUCUGUCCAAGUGAGCGGGCUCAGGAAAACGGAAAUCCCGAGACGGCACCGUUUAAGGGUGGAGAACGAUCGGUUCCAGAAGGAUUGGAAUUUGUCGGAGGUUGUCGAUCGGCUUUUGGCGCUCAAUCGCUGGGACAACGUCGAUGGUGUUCUCAAUUCGUGGGUCGGCCGCUUUGCGAGGAGGAACUUCCCUGUUCUUAUUAGUGAGCUGACGAAAAGAGGGAGCAUUGAACUAUGCGUGAAAGUUUUCGAUUGGAUGAAGAUUCAAAAGAAUUACCGUGCAAGGAACGAUAUGUACAAUAUGAUGAUAAGGCUGCAUGCUAGGCAUAACCGGGUUGAUCAAGCUCGUGGAUUGUUUUUUGAGAUGCAGAAAUGGAGCUGCAAGCCAGAUGCCGAGACAUACAAUGCUCUAAUAAAUGCUCAUGGACGAGCUGGUCAAUGGCGUUGGGCGAUGAAUAUCUUGGAUGACAUGUUGCUUGCAGCUAUCCCUCCAAGCCGUUCAACCUAUAACAAUUUGAUCAACGCUUGUGGUUCUAGUGGGAAUUGGAAAGAGGCUUUGGAAGUAUGCAAGAAAAUGACAGAUAACGGAGUUGGGCCUGACUUAGUUACUCACAACAUUGUGCUAUCAGCAUACAAGAACGGUGGUCAGUAUUCAAAAGCAUUAUCUUAUUUUGAGCUUAUGAAAGGAGCCAAUAUUCGUCCUGAUACCACCACCUUUAAUAUCGUUAUCAAUUGUCACGCUAAGCUUGGUCAAAGUAGGCAAGCCAUUGAAAUGUUCACUUCCAUGAGGGAAAUAGAACCGUUCGAAUGCCGCCCUGACAUUGUAACGUUUACGAGCAUCAUACAUGUAUAUUCUGUCAGGGGAGAGAUAGAUAAUUGCAAAGCAGUGUUUGAAACAAUGCUUGCAGAAGGUCUGAAACCUAACGUGGUUUCCUAUAAUGCUCUAAUGGGUGCAUAUGCUGCUCAUGGAAUGAGUGAGAAUGCACUUUUGGUAUUUAGAGAAAUAAAACGAAGUGCCUUGCAUCCAGAUGUUGUCUCUUAUACAUCCUUACUCAAUUCUUAUGGAAGAUCACGACAACCCGAGAAGGCAAAAGAGGUAUUCCUCAUGAUGAAAAAGGAAAAGCAAAAGCCGAAUGUCGUUACCUAUAAUGCACUGCUUGAUGCUUAUGGAUCUAAUGGACUUUUAGCUGAAGCUGUCAAAAUCUUCCGCCAGAUGGAGCAAGAUGGUGUUGAGCCUAAUGUUGUUUCCAUAUGCACUCUUCUGGCUGCUUGCAGUCGAUGUGGUCAAAAGGCAAACGUUGAAACUGUACUUUCAGCCGCACAGUCGAGAGGGAUAAAGCUCAAUACGGCUGCAUAUAAUUCGGCGAUUAAAAGCUAUAUGAAUGCCACAGAAUAUGAGAAGGCUAUUGCAUUGUAUGAGACCAUGAGGAAAAAGAGAGUCAAAUGUGAUUCUAUUACUUACACUAACCUGAUUAGUGGUUCCUGUGGUAUGUCAAAAUACACUGAGGCACUUAGGUUCUUCAAUGAGAUGAGAGAUCUUGGUAUUCCUCUGACAAAGGAGGUGUACUCCUCUGUCAUGUGUGCUUACAGCAAACAGGGCCAAGUCACAGAAGCAGAAUCCAUCUUCAACCAGAUGAAAAUGGCUGGUUGCGAACUUGAUGUAAUUGCAUACACUUCAAUGCUACGUGUUUACAAUGCUUCAGAGAACUGGGAUAAGGCUUGUGAACUCUUCCUGGAGAUGGAAGCAAAUGGGGUAGAUCCAGAUUCUAUUGCAUGCUCGGCUUUGAUGAGAGCUUUCAAUAGAGGAGGUCAGCCAUCGAAGGUUUUUGUCCUGGCAGAGUAUAUGCAGGAGAAAGGAGUGCCCUUCAAUGGUGCUGUUUUCUUUGAAAUCUUAUCAGCCUGCAGCACCUUGCAGGAUUGGAAAAGAAUAGGAGACCUUGUUGAAAUGGUAGAACCUUCUCUGCCCUCGCUUUCCAUUGGCUUAACGAAUCAAAUGUUGCAUGUUCUCGGUAAAAGCGGUAAAGUUGAGGCAAUGUUGAAGCUGUUCUACAAGAUGAUAGCAUCGGGUGUUGAAGCCAACUUCAAUACUUUCUCGGUAUUGUUGGAACACCUUUUAGCGGUUGGAAACUGGAGAAAAUACAUUGAGGUUUUACAGUGGAUGAACGAUGCCGGCAUUCAACCUUCAAACAAGAUGUACCUCAACAUUAUCUCCUAUGGAGAAAGAAGUGCAGGGUCUGAGUUCGGUCCUGUGAUCAGAGAAAAGAUCGAAUCGAUGAGGAAAGAAACUUGCAGAGCAGGAUCAUCAUCAUCCACAUGACAGAAAUGGAGGUGAGUUGUGUUCAUAACAAGCAUUUGAUCACCGUGAAGAACCAUCCUUAAGAAACGAUACUGAGAGAAGAAGGUAAAUUAGAUGUUUUCUCCAGCUGUACGAUUUACCCCUUUGUUUAUUUACUCCGUUGUAAAAAUGUAUUUUACUUUUUUGAGUUUUGAUUUACCAAACCUUACGAGCGUAGAAGAUGUUUUCCGAUCAAUGUAUUGUUCUGUAGUUUA
Messenger RNA from Tarenaya hassleriana, 2693 nucleotides. RefSeq names its product pentatricopeptide repeat-containing protein At2g41720. Gene Ontology annotation, molecular function: protein binding. The transcript is spliced from 11 exons. The coding region runs from base 400 to 2460 and encodes 686 amino acids. The record is from RefSeq and is a predicted model, not a curated record. NCBI's taxonomy places the organism in Eukaryota, Viridiplantae, Streptophyta, Magnoliopsida, Brassicales, Cleomaceae.